AUGGUUCGUCUCAGCAUCGCCGCCGCAUUCACCUUCGUCGUCGCCGCCAUGGCACUGACCCCCAACGUCGCCGGCGCGAAGGACGUCGGCAACGGCCAAAGCGCGCAGUUCACGACGGGCGGCUGCGUCAACGACGCCGACUGCGCCGAGGGCUGCUGCGCGGGCGGCGCCACGGACGCCGCAGGUGGCGAGGUCGGCAUCUGCUCCGGAAACGGCGCCGAGUUCCAGAACGGCAAGACGGGGUGCGGCUUCGUCGACCCCAACGCCGCUGCUACGAUUGCUGCUGCCAAGAAGCAGGUCGCGAAGCAGGGAUUCUAA
This is a messenger RNA of Anthostomella pinea, 318 nucleotides long. NCBI's taxonomy places the organism in Eukaryota, Fungi, Ascomycota, Sordariomycetes, Xylariales, Xylariaceae. The record is from the annotation of a GenBank genome assembly.